AUGGCCUGGACAUGCGGGCAGCAGGAGGACGAGGCAUAUUUGAGAUGCCUAUGGCGUAAAAGAAAAGCCACAGUCGACGUGGGAGGCUUGUCUGCGGUGGUUGCGCUGUCCCCAGCACGAUACAGCGAUGACUGCAUGCGGUGCAGCAGUAUUAUGUACAACAGUACUACGGGGAUCCGGUCGGGAGAUCCAGAGGGCAUCCAGCAGAGACAAGCAACCGUCACGGUUGAACCCGUACCUGGACGAGGCGGCGCAGGCCUGCCUCCAUGGAGGUCAUUUGCGGAUGAGCUUGAAGACCCCAUGCGAAGGCGUCUUACCGCUGCCGUCGAGGCCUAG
Cryphonectria parasitica EP155 is the source of this 336-nucleotide messenger RNA. RefSeq lists its product as uncharacterized. The record is from RefSeq and is a predicted model, not a curated record. Lineage: Eukaryota; Fungi; Ascomycota; Sordariomycetes; Diaporthales; Cryphonectriaceae. The coding region runs from base 1 to 336 and encodes 111 amino acids. The transcript has 3 exons.